Molecule: messenger RNA, 2970 nt
Organism: Sinocyclocheilus anshuiensis
Lineage: Eukaryota; Metazoa; Chordata; Actinopteri; Cypriniformes; Cyprinidae
Product: LMBR1 domain-containing protein 2-B-like
Exons: 17
Coding region: 129-2315 (728 amino acids)
Biological process (GO): adrenergic receptor signaling pathway
Cellular component (GO): membrane
Source: RefSeq, a predicted model, not a curated record
CAAUGCUCUAGAUUUGUCUUUACUUUGGGAUUGAAUUAGGAUAUAUGUAUAUUGCGUCUCAUAUUUCUCUGCAGCAGAUCUGAGUUGUUCUCAGUCCCUCGACGAGUGAGAGGAGUGCGGUGUGCACUAUGAGUGGGGCGGCGCUGGGAAUAGAGAUUGUUGUGGUCUUUUUCCUGGCUCUCUUCCUCCUGCAUCGCUAUGGCGACUUCAGGAAGCAGCAGCGCAUGGUUCUCUUUGGCACACUGCUGGCUUGGUAUUUAUGCUUUCUCAUCGUCUUCAUUCUUCCCCUGGAUGUCAGCACGACAAUCUACAAGCAGUGUUUAAUUGAUCACGAAGCACAUGCCCCGACCCCCUCAGUGAGCCCUGUCCUUUCAAACCAGACAACUCCAAAUACCUCCAUCUCAGCCAGUAAAAACACCCAACGUGUGUGCUAUAAACCAUGGAGCUACAUUCCAGAUGGCAUCAUGCCCGUGUUCUGGAGGGUUGUUUAUUGGACAUCACAAUGUCUUACUUGGCUCCUUCUGCCAUUCAUGCAGUCGUAUGCUCGUUCUGGAGGAUUCUCCAUUACUGGAAAGAUCAAGACGGCUCUCAUUGAGAAUGCCAUCUAUUAUGGCACAUACCUUUUCAUCUUCGGCUCUCUUCUCAUCUAUGUGGCCGUGCAUCCUCAGUGGCACCUCUCCUGGUCUGUAAACCAAUCCAGAACAUUCUUCCAUUGUUGGCUUUCCAUACUGACUUUUUUUCUGUAUCACUUCACCAGGUAUGAGCUGCAAACCAUCGGCAUCACUGCGGCCAACACUUGGGGUCUGUUUCUUCUAGUGUUGCUGUUGGGCUACGGCCUGGUCGAGAUCCCUCGCUCGUACUGGGAGGCAUCGUGCCAGGGUCACCUCCUCAUCAAGACUUACUUCAAAGCGGCCAAGCUCAUGACAGAGAAGGCAGAUUCAGAGGAGAACCUAGAAGAUGUCAUGGAGGAAGUGAGAAAAAUCAAUGAAUCAAUCAAAUAUAAUCAUCCAUUGAGGAAGAACGUGGACACCAUUCUCCGAAAGUGUCCAGUUGAAUAUCAGGAGAAAAUGGGCAGGAACAUGGACGACUAUGAGGAUUUUGAUGAUAAACAUAACACACAUCCCACUGAAAGAAGCCUUUCAAAACUACACAAGCAGGUAAUCUACGCAGUCCAGCGGCACAAUCGCACGCACGUUCAGUGGCAGAUAUUGCUGGAACAGGCUUUCCAUCUUGAGGACGUUGCCAAGAAUGAAACCAGCACCUCUCGGCAGUUCGUUCACAGCUUUGCCCCUCCAGAACCUGUCGGCUGGUUCAGACGCUACAUUUAUACGCCCACAGUAGAGUGGUACUGGGAGUGCUUGCUGAAGCAGUGGUUUUACCGUAUACUGUCUGUGCUUCUGUCACUCUUUUCGGUGGCUGUGGUUUGGUCCGAGUGCACUUUCUUCAGUACUCAUCCCGUUCUGUCACUCUUUGCUGUGUUUAUCCAGCUUGCUGAGAGAGAUUACAACUACCUGUACAUUGAGAUGGCGUGCUUCAUUACCAUUUUUUUUCUUUGCACCUGCAUCUACUCCACUGUGUUUCGCAUUCGAGUCUUCAACUACUACUACCUGGCCUCACAUCACCAAACCGACGCUUACAGCCUGCAGUUCAGUGGCAUGCUUUUUUGCCGCUUGACUCCCCCACUUUGUCUAAACUUCCUGGGACUGAUUCACAUGGAUUCUGCCAUAUCCCACCAAGCAAAGGAGCAGACGGCAUACACCUCUAUCAUGGGUUCCAUGCGGGUCCUGUCCUUCAUUGCCAAUGGCUUCUACAUCUAUUACCCCAUGCUGAUCGUCAUUCUCUGCAUUGCUACAUACUUCAGUCUUGGCACACGCUGCCUGAACCUCCUGGGUUUCCAGCAGUUCAUGGGAGAUGAGAUGACCUCUGACCUCAUAGAUGAAGGCAGAGAACUUCUGCGCAGAGAAAGAAGAAAACGCCAAAGAAUAGAAGAUGGGGAGAGCAGACGAAAAGAAUGGAGAGAGCGUUAUGCACAACGAGAUGAGAUUGCUGGCAGAAACCGGACUUCCAUGUCUGAGAUGAAGGAAACCAACUACGGCGAAACCCUAAAUUCAAACACAAACCGGCAGGUCAAGUACACCCCUAGCAGCAGCCAGACAGGGCGAGACAGCAUUGAGUUGUUGCAAGAUGCUGAGCCGUUGGACUUUAAUGCUGAAACACUCACUGAUGACCCUUUGCAAUCUGAACCUGGCAGACAUGCCGGUGGAAGGUACUUCUCUAUGUCUUCUUCUCGAAGCCGAAUCUUUGAUGAUGUUUGAUGUUUCUCACUUUGGUCAAAAACACUGUCAUGAGAAAAUAAGCUGAAUUUUACCUCUAAAAACACUCAUCUCUACAGGUGUGGUCUGUUCCUCUCAUUUUAAACAUCUUCGACUUCCUGUAUCCUGUAAUGCAAUGUAGUCAUCUGCAUGCGUCCUGAUAAACACACAGACAUAUAGAUUAAUGCACACACUUGUUUUGAAGUGCCAGGCAGUCAGACUGCUACAUGAGACAAAUGGGAAAUGUCUGUUCUGCUCAGUUUCAAGAAAUGAGAGCAGUCAGAGUACUCAGUCAUGAGAAGUACUACAGACGGGGAAGAUUUAGCUCAACACACUGUUUCUCAUCAUUUACUACUGAUAGGUAUCAGGUAACGUAUCUAAGUGUUUACAUCAGUCAAGUAAAUAUGAACGGACGUCAAUGUGGCCAAUUUGUGUUGUUAUUGUGAAUAGAGAUUUUAUAGGUCUAGAUAUAGGCUGUCUUACAGAAUACUGUGCAGUUUUUUUUGUCCAUGUGAUUGUUCCGGUAUAAAGCUGGAGAGAUUGCACAGGAUUGAGGGUUCAGAAAUCUACAGUUAAAAUAACUCCUAUUUAACCUUUCAAAGUGUUAUGGCUUUCCCGUAGUUCAUGUGAGUGGUAAAAAUUAAGUUUUAUGUGUUCU